CAUCAUUCCGGUCACUCAAGGAAAUUAUUUGACAUUAAACCGAGAAAGGGGUUCUAAUAGAUCUACGAUCCUUUAUAAUGCAUCAAGUCCACAUAAAAUUCCGCUAUGGACGUGCCAUGAGCCAACAUUCGUUAGUCUUUUUCAUUUUGCAGGGUUCGUUAACCUUGCUCCUAAUUAUUUGAUAUUUAAUUCUGUUGGUGACUGUGGCGUUCGGGAUGAUCUCCAAAUUUCCUAUUUUCGUGUACCUCUUUCUCUGAUAUAA
Molecule: messenger RNA, 262 nt
Organism: Racocetra persica
Lineage: Eukaryota; Fungi; Glomeromycota; Glomeromycetes; Diversisporales; Gigasporaceae
Source: the annotation of a GenBank genome assembly